AUGGGGAAUUCGGACACCGUGGCUGGCAAAUGGGCAGCAGAAAUCUGGCGGCUGGGCCGAGGCUGCCCGCAGAACCCAGUGCCUGGAGGCCACAGGGGUCCCGGCCUAGACCCUGUAGGCAGGACACCCCCCCCUGCCUCGGGCAACCUAAUAGCCCUGGGGCCACUGCCUGAGGACGGUGCCUCUGCCAAGCACACCUCGGCGCCACUCGGGCAACACCCUGAGACCCCUCUGGGGCGGGAGACCCGAGCGCCGAGGUUCCUAUUCAGCCUCGGCCUCCUGGCGGGCCUACUGCCGGCGCUGGCCGCCUGCCCCCAGAACUGCCACUGCCACGGCGACCUGCAGCACGUCAUCUGCGACAAGGUGGGGCUGCAGAAGAUCCCCAAAGUAUCCGAGAAGACGAAGCUGCUCAACCUACAGCGUAACAACUUCCCGGUGCUGGCCGCCAACUCGUUCCGGGCCAUGCCGAACCUCGUGUCGCUGCACCUGCAGCACUGCCAGAUCCGCGAGGUGGCCGCCGGCGCCUUCCGCGGCCUCAAGCAGCUCAUCUACCUGUACCUGUCCCACAACGACAUCCGCGUGCUGCGCGCCGGCGCCUUCGACGACCUGACGGAGCUCACCUACCUCUACCUGGACCACAACAAGGUGACCGAGCUGCCCCGCGGGCUGCUCUCCCCGCUGGUCAACCUCUUCAUCCUGCAGCUCAACAACAACAAGAUCCGGGAGCUGCGCGCCGGCGCCUUCCAGGGCGCCAAGGACCUGCGCUGGCUCUACCUGUCCGAGAACGCGCUCAGUUCCCUGCAGCCCGGUGCCCUGGACGAUGUGGAGAACCUGGCCAAGUUCUACCUGGACAGGAACCAGCUGUCCAGCUACCCCUCUGCCGCUCUGGGCAAGCUGCGGGUGGUGGAGGAGCUGAAGCUGUCCCACAACCCCCUGAAGAGCAUCCCGGACAAUGCCUUCCAGUCCUUUGGCAGGUACCUGGAGACCCUCUGGCUGGACAACACCAACCUGGAGAAGAUCUCGGAUGGUGCCUUCCUGGGUGUAACCACGCUGAAACACGUCCAUCUGGAGAACAACCGCCUGAACCAGUUGCCCUCCAACUUCCCCUUUGAGAGCCUGGAAACCCUCACCCUCACCAAUAACCCCUGGAAGUGUACCUGCCAGCUCCGGGGACUUCGGAGGUGGCUGGAAGCCAAGGCCUCCCGUCCAGAUGCCACCUGUGCCUCGCCCGCCAAGUUCAGGGGCCAGCACAUCCGUGACACGGAAGCCUUCCGCAGCUGCAAGUUUCCCACCAAGAGGUCCAAGAAAGCCAGCCGCCAUUAAACAGGUUCUGACCCUGCCAGUCCUGGUGACUGGCCUCUGCCUUCUGCUGGAGAGACUGACUACUGGCCUUGCCACCACCCACCUUCUCCCCACAGCCUCUGCCGACGCACAGCGCUGCCCGCACCCAGACACGUCCUAGCAGGGGCCUCGGCACUCCACCAGCAGCCCAGUUCCACCUGGCAGUGUCUGGGGAGGACGCGGGGCCCUCCCCAGCCUCUGUGGGCCCCACUGCCACCACCAUGGCUCCUCUAAGAGAAGCACUGCCCAGACGCUCACAUCCAUCAGAACCAGACCUGGGUGGUCAUCAGGAUGGCCACCCUUCCAGAAUCAUCCUUCCUGUACUCUUCUUACCCUGCUGUUUGGAAACAAGUAUCAGAUUCCGGCUCACCUACGCUUCCAAAAAGCAAGCCCAGGCCCCAACUCUGCCAGCCCCCGCUGGCCAGGACGUAUGUUCUAGCAGGACACGGGUGCUUUGCCGCACGCCCUCCCGUGCCGCCUUUCUUCUCCAGAUUUCUAUAAAUAUAAGUUUAUGUGUGUA
Molecule: messenger RNA, 1861 nt
Organism: Tupaia belangeri chinensis (Chinese tree shrew)
Lineage: Eukaryota; Metazoa; Chordata; Mammalia; Scandentia; Tupaiidae
Gene: CHAD
Product: chondroadherin
Exons: 6
Coding region: 1-1323 (440 amino acids)
Molecular function (GO): protein binding
Source: RefSeq, a predicted model, not a curated record